AUGACUAGAAGGAAUGCGUCGGCGUCCAGUCUGACUGCGAUGGAGUCCUUUGCGGUCCUGCUGGAGUCCUGUGAGGGUGAUGCUUAUCACGCCCUGCACGACCACUUCCGUGAACCUCUGGAGAAGGCCAUCAAGGAGAGGACCAAGAUUGAUGACAAGAACAAGGCCAACGAGCAGAAGCUGAUCAAGGCGUGGCACGACAAGCCAAGAUCCCGGUCACGUCGGGAAGUCGUCGAGAAGGCGGUGUUUGCCUUGAAGCCGGAGCUGAGAAGAGCGGUCGAGCAUCAAACCCUUUCCUGGGGGGAGGACGAGCUGACUCUGGCGAAGCUAGAGAAAACGUGCCGGCAGAUCGAGGAAGCCCUCUACACCAGGGAGUUGGGACGCGCGCCGAAGCCAAAGGAGGGGCGGGACCCGGGAGCCGUCUGCGCACACUGCGGGCGGAAGGACUCCCACAAGAGCCAUGAGUGCUGGGAGAAGUUCCCGGAAAAGCGCCCAGAGAAGUGGAAGAAGAGGGGUGAGAACGCGACCACGCCUGCCGGUAACCCCAGGGAAAAGCCCAAGAACGCGUACGCGGCGCAAGACGUUGAGGAGGACUCUGAAGAGGAGGACGACCAGUGGAGCCCGUUCAUGGCGUGGUAA
Messenger RNA from Klebsormidium nitens, 639 nucleotides. The record is from the annotation of a GenBank genome assembly. Lineage: Eukaryota; Viridiplantae; Streptophyta; Klebsormidiophyceae; Klebsormidiales; Klebsormidiaceae.